Artibeus jamaicensis (Jamaican fruit-eating bat) is the source of this 1314-nucleotide messenger RNA. Its product is annotated as low-density lipoprotein receptor-related protein 4-like. The transcript is spliced from 6 exons. The coding region runs from base 178 to 1314 and encodes 378 amino acids. The record is from RefSeq and is a predicted model, not a curated record. NCBI's taxonomy places the organism in Eukaryota, Metazoa, Chordata, Mammalia, Chiroptera, Phyllostomidae.
CAAGAAGCAGUUCCAUACACUGGCUUUGGCAUUCGCCACCAUGAAUCCCCCAGAUGAGUCCAUCUCCAACAUGUUGAAUAUCAUGUGAUAUUCAACAUGGUAUUUAAUCAGUGUCCAAGAAACUGAGGUACACUAAUAGCAUCAGCUAAUGCUUCCCUGCUCUCACGAGACUCUCCAAUGCUUCAGUCCAUAGAGACAGUUAACGUGGAUGGCAGCGGGAGGCACACCUUCCCUGAGAUCUUCUCGGAGGAUGACGGUCCAGCAGGACUAGCUGUAUUUGAGAACUCUUUUUUCUGGGCAAAUAACACACAGCUCUUUCAUACUUCACCUCGUACCCCAAAGGAGAGAACAGUGCUGCUAAAUGCUUCUGUAUCUGCUUUCUCGGUGCUCCACAAAGCCCAGCAGCCUAAGGGCAGAUACUCGGCCUGUGUUCCAGGUUCUUGUAGCCACUUAUGUCUCCUGUCCCCUGUCCAUCCCAAGGGCUACAAGUGUGUUUGUCCAGAGGGCAUGUCCCUUCUACCUUCUGGCACAUGCAGCGACUUAAAACUAGUGUUUUCUUCUGGCAAACGUCUCUACUUGUUGAAAGUUGGUUUUAUGGGAACUGCGAUAGAGAGAACCCUAGUUCAAGAGCAUCUUAGGAACAUCUAUUUUCUGGAUGUUGACUGGAAGAGAAACCUGGUCUACUGGACCACUGCUGAGGGGCAUCUGUUCUGCUCCACCGGCUACUCGGGAGAGAAGCAGGAGAUUUGGACAGAGCGGACAGUCUGCUCAGCAAACGUGGACAUAGCAACUGGGAACUUGUUCUGGGUGGCCUGUGACCGAAGCGUUAUUCAGAGAACUAGAAUUACUGGCCCAGACACACAUACACUCUACAGAGCGAGCAGCAUUAUACUUCAUCUUCUUCUCAAUUGGCCAAAGAGGGUGCUCUACUGGGUGGAAAGUGGGAAACACUUGCAAAGUAUGACCCUUGAUGGCAAAAACAGACGGGAAGUCUGGAGAGGCACCUGGACAGCAGACACCCACAUGGCCUUAGACCUCGGCUCAUCCAGCAUCCUCUGGACCACCAAAGGGCUAGCUGCCCAUGAGCCCUACCUGGUGACAACGAGUGGAGCAGCUCUUGUGCUCUGGAACAGGAAGACGCUGGAGUCCUUCUCGGUGUCCAAAGAGCCACACGUGAGAAAAGUGGUCAUUCUGGCUGAGAGCCAGGAAGUCCCAGCCUUUGGCAUAGAGCGCAAAAGUCUGAUCUUGGACCUUGAGGCAGAAAAAGAAAUCCUAUCACAGGAGUCAGGGGUCUUUGUCAGCAGAAGCAGCUAG